AUGGUGGUGGUACUUCUAUAUGAGGAUGACAUAAUUUUGACGGAUAGUAACUAUGAUGAGAUUGCUCGGCUACAAGAUGAGAUCUCGCUUCGCUUUGAAAUGAAGAAGCUUGGUGAACUUGGAACUUUCCUUGGUCUACCAAUUGAAAAUUUCGAGAAAUGUUUGUUUGUAUCGCAAAUCAACUACGCAAAGAAGUUGAUAGAUAAAUUUGGUAUGACAGAUGAAAAAAAGAGUUAUACUCCUCUCAACGUAAAUCCCAGACUCAGUCGAGAUGAAGGAACAUGUCUACCAGAUAUUCGUUUGUAUCGUGCUCUUGUGGGAAGUCUGAUUUAUUUGACUAUAAAAAGGCCUGACAUUGUUUAUGCAGCUGGAGUGGUGAGUUGUUACAUGCAGGAUCCAAGGAAACCACACUUCGAGGAAGUGAAGAAAAUUCUGAAGUAUAUUAAUACCUCACUAGAUAUUGGUCUACUCUACGAAAAAGAUGCAAAAUUUGUCUUGCAAGGAUUUGCGGAUACUGACUUUGCUGGAGAUCGAGACGACCAUAAGUCCACAUCUGGUUUGUUUUUCUUUGUGGAAACACUAGCAUAUCUUGGAGUAGAUGGAAAUAAGGAUCGGACAAAACACAUUGAAUUGGAGCAUCACUUUAUUCGUGAAAAAGUACUAGUGGGAAUCAUUGAGAUGGUUGUUGUAAGAAGUGAAGACAAUGAUGUUGAUAUCUUCACAAAAGCACUUCCUAAAGGUCCUUUUGAGGGUUUACGAUCAAAGUUAGAACUAGUUCAUCGGACAUCACUUUAA
Messenger RNA from Impatiens glandulifera, 795 nucleotides. RefSeq lists its product as uncharacterized. The transcript has 2 exons. The record is from RefSeq and is a predicted model, not a curated record. Lineage: Eukaryota; Viridiplantae; Streptophyta; Magnoliopsida; Ericales; Balsaminaceae. The coding region runs from base 1 to 795 and encodes 264 amino acids.